This is a messenger RNA of Haemorhous mexicanus (house finch), 2019 nucleotides long. It is a transcript of the gene GAD1, whose product is annotated as glutamate decarboxylase 1. NCBI's taxonomy places the organism in Eukaryota, Metazoa, Chordata, Aves, Passeriformes, Fringillidae. Gene Ontology annotation, molecular function: pyridoxal phosphate binding; glutamate decarboxylase activity. Bases 77 to 1849 code for a protein of 590 amino acids. Gene Ontology annotation, biological process: GABA biosynthetic process. Gene Ontology annotation, cellular component: cytoplasm; presynaptic active zone. The record is from RefSeq and is a predicted model, not a curated record. The transcript is spliced from 16 exons.
CAAAUUCCUUGCUGCCCACCCCUCAGAGGAAUAUCGAGGAAAUACGAGCUCCAAGGACUGGGGCUUUUCUGAAGGGAUGGCUUCCUCCGCUCCCUCGUCCUCCAACGAUGCUUCGGACCCCACCCCACCUAAUCUGCGACCUACAACUUACGACUCGUGGUGCGGCGUGGCUCACGGGUGCACCAGGAAGAUCGGGCUGAAGAUAUGCGGGUUCCUGCAAAGGACCAACAGCCUGGAAGACAAGGGCCGGAUCGCCAGCUCUCUGAAGGAAAGGCAGUCGUCCAAGAGCCUGCUGGCAUGCGAGAACAGUGAGAAGGAAUCCAGGUUCCGGCGCACCGAGACAGACUUUUCCAAUCUGUAUGCCAGAGAUUUGUUGCCCUCCAAGAAUGGUGAGGAGCAAACAAUGCAGUUUCUGCUGGAGGUUGUGGACAUCCUCCUCAACUACGUGAGGAAGACUUUUGACAGAUCCACCAAAGUGCUGGACUUCCACCACCCACACCAGCUCCUGGAGGGCAUGGAAGGCUUUAACCUGGAGCUUUCAGACAACCCUGAGUCACUGGAGCAGAUUCUGGUGGAUUGUCGGGACACACUGAAAUAUGGAGUGAGGACAGGUCACCCUCGCUUUUUCAAUCAGCUGUCCACAGGACUGGACAUUAUUGGCUUGGCUGGGGAAUGGCUGACAUCUACUGCUAACACAAACAUGUUUACCUAUGAAAUUGCUCCUGUCUUUGUCCUCAUGGAACAAAUAACACUUCGAAAGAUGAGGGAGAUUAUUGGAUGGUCAAACAAAGAUGGUGAUGGAAUAUUCUCACCUGGAGGAGCGAUCUCCAACAUGUACAGCAUAAUGGCUGCACGCUACAAGUAUUUCCCUGAAGUUAAAACCAAAGGCAUGGCUGCAGUCCCUAAACUGGUUCUCUUUACCUCAGAGCAUAGUCACUACUCAAUAAAGAAAGCUGGAGCUGCACUUGGAUUUGGAACAGACAAUGUUAUUUUGAUAAAAUGCAAUGAAAGAGGCAAAAUAAUACCAGCUGAUUUGGAGGCAAAAAUUCUGGAAGCAAAAGAAAAGGGAUAUGUUCCUCUUUUUGUAAAUGCAACUGCAGGCACAACAGUAUAUGGAGCCUUUGAUCCAAUACAGGAGAUUGCAGAUAUAUGUGAAAAAUACAACCUCUGGCUCCAUGUUGAUGCUGCCUGGGGGGGUGGACUCUUAAUGUCCCGAAAGCACCGUCAUAAAUUGAAUGGAAUAGAAAGAGCCAACUCAGUCACUUGGAAUCCACACAAGAUGAUGGGAGUGUUGUUACAAUGUUCUGCCAUUCUUGUCCGGGAGAAGGGUAUCCUUCAAGGCUGCAAUCAAAUGUGUGCAGGCUAUCUCUUCCAGCCAGACAAACAGUAUGAUGUCUCCUAUGACACUGGAGAUAAGGCAAUACAGUGCGGUCGGCAUGUAGACAUUUUCAAAUUUUGGUUGAUGUGGAAAGCAAAGGGUACAGUAGGAUUUGAAAAUCAGAUCAAUAAAUGCCUGGAGUUGGCAGAAUAUCUCUACACUAAAAUCAAAAACAGAGAAGAAUUUGAGAUGGUUUUUGAAGGGCAGCCAGAGCAUACAAAUGUAUGCUUUUGGUAUAUUCCUCCAAGUCUCAGGGGCAUGCCAGACUCUGAUGAGAGAAGAGAAAAGUUACACAGGGUGGCACCAAAAAUCAAGGCACUGAUGAUGGAGUCAGGUACCACCAUGGUUGGAUAUCAGCCUCAGGGCGAUAAAGUCAACUUCUUCCGAAUGGUCAUCUCAAACCCAGCAGCAACUAAGUCUGACAUUGACUUCCUCAUUGAGGAGAUUGAGAGGCUGGGGCAGGAGCUGUAGUGGUUGAAUGAUUUAUUUCUUGAAUUCCCUGUUUUCCAGCACUGGCUAUUUUUUAAACCCAGUUCUGCAGAACAUGUUUAAAGGAAAUUCUCUUUCUGUAAGUUGCAAUCUCCUAAGAUAUCCUUAAACAAAGCAACUAUAGGCUACUGAAAUAUAUAUGUAUUGGUAGA